Messenger RNA from Protopterus annectens (West African lungfish), 1235 nucleotides. Its product is annotated as signal-regulatory protein beta-1-like. The record is from RefSeq and is a predicted model, not a curated record. NCBI's taxonomy places the organism in Eukaryota, Metazoa, Chordata, Ceratodontiformes, Protopteridae. The transcript is spliced from 5 exons. The coding region runs from base 55 to 1056 and encodes 333 amino acids.
CCUUCUUCUCCAUCAAUUUCUGGACCAAGGGAGCGAGUCUUGUUAAAUACAAACAUGGCAUUAACCUGUACAUCGGAAGGAUUUUACCCAAAAGAUGUCAGUGUUAUCUGGUGGCAGAAUGGGGCUGAGAUUAAAGAAUCCAUGCAAACUGUUAGUUUAUAUGGAGCAAACAAGACAUACAAAGUACAAAGUAGCAUCACUGUUCCAGGAAAAAUAGACUCAACUGUUACCUGCAGAAUUAAUCACAUAGCAUUACAGCAGCCUAAGGAGUCAAUCUUCAACAUGAAUGAUUUAUUGAAAGGAAUGCCUUCUCUUCCAUCAAUUUCUGGACCAACAGCUCAAAUAGUGCUUAAUACCUAUGUGAUCUUAAGCUGUGCAUCAGAAGGAUUUUAUCCACAAGAUAUCAAUGUCACCUGGUUACAGCAUGACAGGGAGCUUCAGGGUUCCACAUCAGAUAUACAUUUAUAUGGCCAAGAGAAGACAUACCGAGUACUAAGUCACAUCAUUGUCCCAGCAAGAAUAGACUCACCUGUUACCUGCAGAAUUAAUCAUAUAGCAUUAGACCAACCUGUACAUUCAACCUUUGAAAUGAAUAGUAUUGUGAAAGGAGCACCUUCUCAUCCCUCAGUUUAUGGACCAGGAGCGAGAGCUCUGCUUAAUACAAAUGUGACAUUAACCUGUACAGCAUCGGGUUUUUAUCCUUCAAAUAUCAGUGUUACCUGGUGGAAGAAUGACACCGAGCUUCCUAUUCCUAAAACAGAUGUAAAUUUAAAUGGAGAAGACAAGACAUAUCGAGUACAGAGCAACAUCACUGUUCUAGCAGAAAUAGAUUCAUCUGUCACCUGUAAAAUUAAUCACACAGCAUUGGACACAGCUAUACAUUCAGUUUUCAACAUAAAUGACAUUGUAAAAGUUGGAAGGGUGUCGUAUAGUGCCAUUAUUGGAACAGUGCGUCUCAGUUUUGGAGGUUUACUUCUUGGAGUUAUUGUUUUUCUAUGUUAUCAUGAAAUGAAAACAAAGAUCAAUAUAGAAAAAAAGACAGAGGAAGAAAUGUGAAAAUGUUCCAGACAGAAGCGUUAAACUUUGAUUAGAAGCUGAAUGUAGAUUUUGUAUGUGCUUAUUAACACAUUUGCAGAGAUUUCAGUAUGCAAAAAUGAUUUCCAAAGUAUAUUUCUGUUGUUGAAUUCAAAUGUGUUCCUAGCAACUUAUUAUAUAAGCAAAGCUAAAAAAAACUA